AUGUUGUCGAAGCUAGUUACAGGUCUUCUCUGCGCAGCAGUCCUUAUCAACACUCUGGUCUUAAAUGAUGCCGUGGUCUUUAGGUUUACAAAUGUGGUCUGCCUGAGCCGCAAUGAGUCGUGGUUUGUGUUCCAUAAUUGUCGCCUGAAGGCCGUCAGACGUGAUAGGGUCCUGCUCAACAUAAAUGGAACUAUUCUGCAUCCGGCCGAUAAUAUAAGUAUUCAUGCACAGAUCUUUAAGAAAGCCAGCGGCUUUAAGCCUUGGCUUGUGAAUGCCAAAGUCGAUGGGUGUCGCUUUAUGCGGCGAAACUACAAUCCUAUUAUAGGAAUCAUUUUUGAUCUCUUCCAAGAUUUCUCCAACAUAAAUCACUCAUGUCCAUUUGUUGGUCCACAAGUUGUGAAGGAUUUUUAUCUGAGGCCCGAUAGAUUGAAGUUGCCAUUUCCAACAGGGGACUACAUGUUAUCGCUAAUAUGGAUCUUCGACAAUAGGCCUCAAUUUGAUACAAAUGUGACUUUUUCUUUCAUCGAAGAUCUUUUAAAAAGCAAUUAA
Drosophila subpulchrella is the source of this 549-nucleotide messenger RNA. RefSeq lists its product as uncharacterized. The record is from RefSeq and is a predicted model, not a curated record. The coding region runs from base 1 to 549 and encodes 182 amino acids. The transcript is spliced from 3 exons. NCBI's taxonomy places the organism in Eukaryota, Metazoa, Arthropoda, Insecta, Diptera, Drosophilidae.